Oncorhynchus kisutch (coho salmon) is the source of this 2208-nucleotide messenger RNA. Its product is annotated as 26S proteasome non-ATPase regulatory subunit 3-like. Bases 487 to 2031 code for a protein of 514 amino acids. Gene Ontology annotation, cellular component: proteasome complex; proteasome regulatory particle, lid subcomplex. Gene Ontology annotation, biological process: ubiquitin-dependent protein catabolic process; regulation of protein catabolic process. The transcript is spliced from 12 exons. Gene Ontology annotation, molecular function: protein binding; enzyme regulator activity. The record is from RefSeq and is a predicted model, not a curated record. Lineage: Eukaryota; Metazoa; Chordata; Actinopteri; Salmoniformes; Salmonidae.
AUUUCAAUUGACUGAUUUCCUUCUAUGAACCGUAACUUUGUAAAAUAUUUGAAAUUGUUGCAUGUUGCGUUUAUGUUUUUGUUCAGUAUAUAUGUGUCAAUGCGAGAAAUGGACGUCAUAUAAAUGACAACACAGGCUACAACUCUGUCAAAGCACAAUAGGCCUACAAUACAUAUUUUAUUUGAUCAAAACUUGCCAUAAAUGGUUUGGAUUAUUAAGGUAGAUGAGUGGAGCCCGAAACAAAUUCAAUAUUUCUUUAAAUUGGAUUAAGAAAAGUAUUGUUAUUGCCAGAUCACCCUGUUUUAAAGCUACAUCAAACAACAAUUCGUACUAAAAGUAGCGUUACAGUGAAAAUGAUCACUUUAUUCAGCUAUCUAUUACUUCUGACUGCUCGAUAUUAUCAGCGUCAACUAGUAUGGUAUGUCUCCAUAAUCCUUUGCGUCUCGCAAUAGUUGCCAGUCAUUCUGCCGACGAGACGAAUACAGUAUGAAAGAGACAACAGCCAAGAGACGCGAGAAACCCAAGGACUCCAAGGCUGAGAAACAGAAGGAUGCGGGCCCUGAGCCGCAGGAUGUGGAGAUGCCGGAGGAGGACUCCGCCACUGCAGAAAAGAAACCCAAGGAACUUGAUACCCUCACACUUGAAGACAUCAAGGAGCAUGUGAAGCAGAUAGAGAAGGCUGUGUCGGGCAAGGAGCCUCGCUUUGUGCUGAGGGCCCUGCGCGCCCUGCCCUCCACCAGCCGCCGCCUCAACCCCAACGUGCUGCACAAGGCUGUGUCUGGCUUCUACACCUCCAACGCCGCUGGCAAAGAGUUCCUACUCAGCUUCCUAGAGGAGCCCAUGGACACUGAGGGAGAUGUCCAGUUCAGGCCCCGUACAGGGAAGGCAGCUGCCACCCCCCUGAUCCCUGAGGCGGAGGCCUACCUGCAGCUGCUCCUGCUGGUUUAUCUCACCAACAACAAACGCUACACAGAGGCCCAGAAAGUGUCAGAUGAGCUCUUGCAGAAGAUCGGACCUCAGAACCGGCGUGCUCUGGACCUGGUGGCCGCUAAGUGUUACUACUACCACUCCCGCGUCUACGAGUUCCUCAACCAGCUGGACACUGUGCGUAGUUUCCUGCACACGCGCCUGAGGACGGCCACCUUGCGGCACGACGCCGACGGCCAGGCCACGCUGCUCAACCUGCUGCUGAGGAACUACCUGCAGUACAACCUGUACGACCAGGCUGAGAAGCUGGUGUCCAAGUCAGUCUUCCCUGAGCUGGCCAACAACAACGAGUGGGCCCGCUACCUCUACUACACAGGUCGUAUCAAGGCCAUCCAGCUGGAGUACACAGAGGCCAGGAGGACCCUGACCAACGCCCUGAGGAAGGCCCCCCAACACACAGCUGUGGGCUUCAAACAGACAGUUCACAAGUUGCUGAUUGUGGUGGAGUUGUUGCUUGGGGAGAUACCAGACAGGCUGCAGUUCCGCCAGGCUCCUCUGAAGAGAUCACUAGCGCCCUACUUCCUGCUCACCCAGGCUGUCAGGACGGGUAACCUGGCCAAGUUCAACCAGGCCCUGGAUCAGUUUGGAGAGAAGUUCCAGGCAGACGGCACCUAUACCUUGAUCAUCCGCCUGCGACACAAUGUCAUCAAGACAGGUGUGCGUAUGAUCAGCCUGUCAUACUCACGUAUAUCCCUGGCAGACAUCGCUCAGAAGCUCCAGCUGGACAGUCCAGAGGAUGCUGAGUUCAUAGUGGCCAAGGCUAUCCGUGAUGGAGUGAUCGAAGCCAGCAUCAACCAUGAGAAGGGCUAUGUUCAGUCUAAAGAGACCAUGGACAUCUACGGUACCAGGGAGCCCCAGCUGGCCUUCCACCAGAGGAUCUCCUUCUGCCUGGACAUACACAACAUGUCUGUCAAGGCCAUGAGGUUUCCACCCAAGGCUUACAACAAGGACCUAGAAUCAGCAGAGGAGCGCAGAGAGCGGGAGCAGCAGGACCUGGAGUUCGCCAAGGAGAUGGCGGAAGAUGACGAUGACAGUUUCCCAUGAUCCUCUGAGAGGAACGAGUACAAGGAUGCCUUAUUGUUUUUCCCCUUUCUCUCCCCCCUCUUCUUCCUCCUCCCUCUUGUAAUAGUUGUUUUGUUUAUUUCUCUGCAGGCACAAGGCCAUUUAUAACAUAUGUAUGUUAGCAUUGUAACAUACAAUAAGAACACCUCUUCAACCCUA